Zootoca vivipara (common lizard) is the source of this 3699-nucleotide messenger RNA. RefSeq names its product family with sequence similarity 149 member A (gene FAM149A). Lineage: Eukaryota; Metazoa; Chordata; Lepidosauria; Squamata; Lacertidae. The record is from RefSeq and is a predicted model, not a curated record.
UAGCUUAGCAACGGGCGCUCCCGCCCUCCGUCGGCGGCACCUGGGGGUAGCGAGCGAGGCAGGCCCCAAGCAGCUGCAAGACCAGGAGACUCUCCCGCCUUCUGACGGCGGAGUCUCGCGCCUCGUCGCUCGAGCGUGCGGCUGACUGAAAGAAGGCGCUCCUUCGCUUCCCGAGUCCCUGAGGGAAGCGGCGGCGCUCUGCCGUUCGUGUCUGAGGAGACGCUGAGAAGCUCCUCGGGCCGCCGGGCGGAGGCGGCACCAUGAAGGUGGCGGUGCUCGACUUGGGCACUGUGUUUGCCAAACUCUUCAAGCCCUCUUCCUCCUCGUCUCCCCCUUACUCCCCAACCACCGCCGCCGCCUCCCCUUCCAGCGGCGCGCCUCCGCCCAAGGCGCUGCUGCCCCUUCCUCCGUCUCCGCUGGGGUCUCUGCCCGCUCGCCCUGCCGCCUUGCAACCCGCAGGGGGCUCGUCUAGCUUAGCGGCAGCCAGUCGAGGCAUUCCCGGCGGGGCGGCGAAGUCCCCCGGUGGCGCCGGCGGCAACAGCUCUCCGCGCUCGGCGCCGCCGUCCCUGCCAAGGGAGCCCGGGGCUUGGGCAGCGCCCGCGGGCAAGCAGCUGCUCUUCGUCACUCUGCCCGAUAUCGGCGAGGAGGGCACGCCCGACGCCGACCCCCCAGAAGAGGCAUCGGAGCCCAGGAAAGGACUGUCUAAAGAAGUCGCAGACCGCUGUUUCCAAGGAAAGAGUGAGGAUGGCCUUCCAGCACCUUUUACCAAAAGCGUGCAAGAAGCCAUUGAUAAAUAUACAUUUGUCUCUGUUUCGUCACUUUCAUCAAGCAGACAGACAACACCAACAGACUUGAAUAAUUCUUGGUCUGGGAUUCAGAGUUGCACCACUGGCCCAUCUACUGAAAGAAGCUCUGUUUACUCCUGGAGAGAUGAUGAAUUUGAUAAAGCUAAUACGCAAAGAGUUCAUCAGCUGUUUUGGGAUGUGGAUGAAAUGUUGUUUGAAGGCAAAGUGAGUUCCCAAACGGAGAGUCUAAAGGCAGAAUGCAAGGAUUGGACUAACAGAUCACUUCACCUAAGGAUUUUGGGGAAACAGCUCAUUUUCCCAAAAGAUGAGGGCUUUCAGCAUUACCAGGGCAGAACUGCCAGCUCUGUUUACUCCAGGUCCUUACCUACCCUGAGUGAAAUCACCAGCAGUAUGAAAGAGUUAUGCAUCUCAGGCUCUAAACUGAUUCCUGCAGCUUUUCCAGUGCAGAAAGCAUUCAGCUCUGAAUUACCAGAAAUUUCUUUAGCGAAAUCACCUGUAUAUUCAUUCUUGGAAGAGGAAAUCUAUGAUGCAGAAGGAAAAAUUGAAGAGUAUCUUGCAUUCGACAACAAAGAACUUGAUGAUGAAAAGUUGGAGCAAAAGAUAUAUCAGCUUGCCCAAAAGAGGGUUAAACAUGGCAUUCCUCCUAUUUCCCCCAAUGCCUGUAUCAAAGAUGCUGUGGCUGCGGAGGUUUUCGAUCACGUCUGGAAGAAUGUAAUUCAAGUACUGGAAGAAUUAAUAAGGAAACACUGGGAAUCGUCUAUCACAGAGAAUGACAAACAGAUGGAGAAAUUGAAAGCUACUGGAAGCAAGUUACCACAUCUAUCCAUUUCCCGUGUUGCAAUGGAUACAUCAAGUGUACCCCCAUCAAGAGGGUCAGAGGCUCGAGGCACAUCUGUUGGUUUGCAUUUUGUCCCAUCACAGAUCCACCGGUUUCCCAGCAAUUUACACAGUGAUUUAAAUGGUGUCAUGACAAUCCAAGCAAAGCCACUGCAACAGAGGCACUCUGGGCUAACAGAAAAGAUACAGAAUGAGCAGGAAGACAAGCCUCAAGUGAGUUCCAGUGUUAACUCAGCACGAAAUCGGCUGGGGCGAAUUACUGACAGUAGUGUUCUCUCAUGUUCCCGAGUAUUGCUUGGAUCGUCUAGAAAAACAGCAGGCCACCGUAGGCUACCAUCAAUAGCUACAGAUCCUCUGCGCUCAAAGACCCCCAAUGUUUACAGCGAUGAAGUCCUUAGGGGGACAAAACUAUGUACUGCCUUAGAUCGCUUGUCUUCUCCACUUCUGCCUACAGCCCGGAACAAGCUGCCACCGAUUACAUCAGAUGCUGUUGAACAGUAUCUUUCAGUUCCUGUAUCACAACUAGGCUUUGUAAGAGAGAGGCAUAAAGGAAGGUAUCCUCAUAGCAGAACUUCCAGCGCGGUACCUGAUGGUGCAGAACGGCAGCCACUUAGAGAGCGGACUGUCAUAAUAGAUCAGUUUUCAAGACCCAAUACUACUCACACAUUUCGGUCAGAUACACCUCAUAAAAUAUCAUUGACUCCUAUGGAUUUUGCUAAUCAAAUGUGGACAGGACAUGGGGUAUUGAUAGGUUCACAGUUCCAUGCCAAAUCAUUCCAGAGAAAUCCACCUGCAGCUAGAAGAAGAUUUCAAGUUGCUUCAUAACAUAUAGCAGAAGGCAAAAAACCCACCAACCAACCAACCAACCUGAUCUGUACUUUAUGGGACUCUGCAAUACUCCUAACUAUUAUCAGAAGGGAUGGCAUUCCAGUAUUGUAGUUUUGUGCCUUAGUGCUCUGUGUCUCUGCAUACAACCUGCUUGAAAAUUGUUUCACCAAAGACUCAUUAGCAAGUGCAUCAAGACAGUGGCAUAUAUCUGGAAAACAGAAUAUGAACUGGUGCCAAAUUUCUCCCCUAAAGGCAUAAGUCAAGUUUAAAAGAAAGUGCCUUCCUGGUUCUGUUCUGUUCUGUUCUGUUUGUGGAUCAGAUGCAAGUAGAGCUGAGCCAAAUUGUCAUGAGCUUUUCUUUCCUUUUUCUGUGGGGAACAAGGGAACCUUAAAUAGUUUCCCUGUUUUUCAUCAAAGUUCUGAGGCUCAGGAAGAACUCUGUAAAAGUCCUCAAAGGCUGGUCUUUAAUUAUCUGAGCUAGCCCACAGAACUAUGAAGCCUUGGGAGGAAGGGUACUCUUUUCACAGUGAAGCAUGUUAAGGAAUUUGAGCUAGGCUUUGCCUUGGUUCUUUUGGGGGAGCUUCCCUGAACUUGGUUGUACAGGCAUUAAAAUAAACCUUAGCAGGGUUUUCACACAUUUCCUUCUAAUGAAAUUUUGAAGAAGCAAACACUGCAAAAACCAGGAAUGGUUUCCACAGGAAUGAAAGCGACACCAAAACAGUUGGAGUUGGUUUUAGCUCAGCUGUAGUAACGCAGUCUAUAAACCCUUGAAGAUUAUGAUAGGGAUAAUCAGAUUUAAUUCCUGGACUCUCUUUGUUAUGGUUCCAUAAGAAAAAUCUAUCCUUUCUCUCUGGUUUAGCUUGGGCAAUCUCUAAAAUUAAUUUUGGAAGUGAGGUAGGCAUAAGUUGCUGCAGUUUGGGUUCAAAUAUUAUUUCCUUUGUGCACAAAUUUAGCUAUUGCACAUUGAUUUUACAUACCGUGAGAAAACAAAUCUUGAUGCAAUCCCAUCAAAAUCCAUUUUGGACAAUUGCAUCAAGAACCUUUGGCCGUAUAUUACUGUUGCAUAGACACAACAUUUUAUUCUAAAAUCAAUGGAGACUUGAGUACUUGUUUCUUCUAUGUAGUCUACACACAAUCGAGAUAUUUUGCAUAUUUUUGCCCUCCCCCCAAAAAGAAGCACUUUUUGAGAAACUUAUUUUCAUUCUGAAAAUAAAAGUCAUUGUAUAUUU